Messenger RNA from Symbiodinium necroappetens, 782 nucleotides. NCBI's taxonomy places the organism in Eukaryota, Dinophyceae, Suessiales, Symbiodiniaceae. The record is from the annotation of a GenBank genome assembly.
GUGGCAGCGAACUGUACCUGCAUUGACAAAUUUGCGAAAAUUUUCGUCAAGUUCGAUACGGACCACAGUGGCAUUCUGGAUACCCCGGAGAUGGUCUCAGCGCUGAUGUCAGUGGGGAUAUCGAAGGACUUGGCCAAGAAGACUGCCAAGGCUCUAGACGUCAAUGGCGAUAAUUCGUGUGAGUACCUCGAGUUCACGGCCGCCUGCCUCUUGUCAAUGGAGGAAGAGUUUGACGAGCUGCUUCGGCAAGAAUUCCGGAUCCUGGAUGCCAAGCGAUCAGGAAAUCUGUCUCCCAAAGAGAUGGAACCACUGAUGCUGGAGCUCAAAGCUCUGGCAGCAUCCCGCGGCUUCACCAUUGAGGAGAUUGAUGCCGAUGGGGACGGCCAAGUCGAUUUUCAAGAGUUCUGCUCCUAUUUUGGCAGACCGAAUGUUUCAUACUCCAGGGCGUUGCCAAGGAAGGAUGGACCGAAUGGGCUCUCCAAAAUGCCUAUGAAACAGCAUGUGCGGAUCAUGGGUGGUCAGGGGAAGAGCAUUGAGACCAGCAUGGAGGCAAUUCGCAAGAGCACCGCUCCAUUGUCAUCCAUCAAGAAGGGAGAGAUUGAGCCUACUGGUGAUGAAUCUAUAGGAAAGAAGGCGCAAUCGGCACCUGAGCUACCAGAGGCGAAGAAGGUGACAGUGCAGGAAACCGAGAAGAGCAAGAAAAAGGCCCCCCCGACGACCAAGAAGAGCGACUCUGCACUGCCGAGCUCUGCCCCAACAUCGGCUGGCGAGUCGAAGCGGAG